AUGCCACCUAAGCUACGUAAGAAUAUACGUAAGAGGAAGGGAGCAUUGAAACAUCCAAUAGUAAAACUGACACCACAACAACAGUUGCAACAACAAAUGAUGAAUGACCCCACUAUGUUGCAACAAAUGUCAAGCAACCCUAUGCUUUUAAACCGAGUUAUUGGUGCACAGAGUGGAGGUUUAAGAGCGGCACUUUUAGCGAAAAUGGCAGGCUAUGGUGGAGCUGCAGACGGAACAGCUUAUAACCCUCAAAGUCAAAUGAAUUUGAGUUCACUCAAAAAUCAAAUAACAGAUGUCAAAAAGUCAAACAUAGACAUACAGAAACAAAUAAGUGAAAACGAAAAGAAACUAGAAUAUGACAGACACACAAAGAAACUCAAUGAGUUAAACGUAGAGAAAAAAGAAGAAAGAAGAACAACUGAAAGAACUAAGUACAGAGGAAUAUGCGA
This is a messenger RNA of Trichomonas vaginalis G3, 449 nucleotides long. RefSeq names its product protein of unknown function, DUF4106 family. The annotation marks the transcript as partial. Lineage: Eukaryota; Parabasalia; Trichomonadida; Trichomonadidae. The transcript has a single exon. The record is from RefSeq and is a predicted model, not a curated record.